AUGGCAGCCAGGCUGCUAACUUGUAUAACCUGCGGUACCAGACUUUCCCACAACUCACCUAAAACACUACAGCACCUGUGCCAGGUCUCUUGUCUUACUACAAAAAGCCCCAGCCGUGCACAAUUUAGAGAUGCAGCCAUCCUGGAUGCUACAACAAUACCAUCAGCAGCACUCAGCACAGGAGGCAAAAAAUCCAGCAAAAUCACAGUAGUGCUGCUACCAGACAAGAAACUAUCACAAGAAACAGUCGCCAAACUAGAGGGAGACAAACUCUACUUACAGCACAAGUUCGAAAGCUGCACUACUGUUAAGCAAGUUCAAAAACUGCUAGAGAAAGCUGAUUUAAAAGACAGUCUGUCACUAGAGGCAACGGCCAUUGCACUGUACACAGUUUCUAAAAUGGAGAUGAAGAAAAGUGCCCAAGGCAGAACUCUGAGUCAAGACUUUUUCAAAGGUCUCUGCAGGAAGAUAGUAAACAAUGCAGGCUAUCUGUCUACUCCAGCUCUCAUACUGGCAUUACAAAGUGCCUACAUGUUUAGUAUGAGUUCAGCAGACUACCUACCAAGUGCACUCAUUGCCGAGUGUACUUUAAGAGUUACAAGAGGACAGUUUAAUGUCUCAGAGCUUUUUGAAGUAGGGAAGUUCCUAGGACACCUUCAGAAAGACCUACCAGUUCUUGAAGAAAUUGCUGAAGAUGUGGUAGAAAAGUGGGAAGAAGUGAGUGAGGAAAACAUCGCCGGAUUGUACAGCUUUCUCAAAGUCCUUCCACAAGUGCCUAAUGAGUUGAGAAGUUUGCUGGUGCAAAAGACAAUGUCUGUAACACCUAGACUAUCACCCCACGACAUAAGUGCAGUUGCCAAGUCUCUGACACAACUUCAGGGAAACAUAAACUCUCUCUCAAUUUUCCUCCGCCUUGCAAGGUUUGCGUACAAGUACGUGCCACGAUACACAGAUGCAGAACUCUGUGAUAUAUUGGAUGCGUACAUCCACUUUGAUCACCAUGACUGGUCUUUAACUAAGGCGCUUGAACAGUGUGUUCCAAACAGAGUGUUCACAAUGGACCCUACGACUGUCUCCAAAGUCAUGGACUACUUCUCUUCCAAACGGGUUCUUUCCAAGCCAGUUUUCGACGCUGUCGCAGAAAGUUUUGUCUACAACGCUGAAGGUUUCUCACCAGAACAAAUCGCCAGUCAGAUUGUACCCUACGGAAAGUUGAACUACCUGCCUCCUAACGCGUACCGGUUUCUGGAGAAGGUGGAAGAUUUGUUGAUGGCCAGGUUUCACCUGUUUCCGUUAGAGACAAUGGUGAACAUGUUGUACUCUUUUGCCUGUGUCGGGAGGAUUCCACUGAACUUUGUGAACAGAGUUUGCAGUCCUUAUGCAGAGAUGCAGCUAGAAGGAGUUUCCGGUACAAUAGACAAGGAGAUUCACAAGCAACUGACACAGCUGAUGUUGGCAGUGGAGUUAGAAUGCCCACAGUUUCAGACUCAGAGAUUCAUGAAGAAGUUCAGUCGACCGUUAGACCCCCAGCUGCCAGCGCCCAGGUUCUUUGACCACCCCACCAUGUACAUCCUACAGCAGUCACUCAUCAGUGUGCUGGGAGGCAGGCAGUAUCUGCACCACAACGUGAUGCUACCUUCUGGCUACAUCGCUGAUUUUGAAGUCAAGCUAGACAAGGAGGGACAUGUGCUACCAUACAGCAAUGGAUAUGGAAAUGACAAUGAAGAUGAUGUCCAAAAAAGAAUCGUGGUCUGUGUCCUGUUCCCUCAUCACUUCUGCACGGGUACGGAGCACCUGCUGGGCAGACAGGUGAUGAAGCUGCGACACCUGAAACUGCUGGGGUACCAGGUGGUACAGGUGCCAUACUUUGAGUUCGGUUUGCUGAAAACUGACCAGGCCAGAGCAAAAUACAUUCACCAGAAACUGUUCCCAACCACAUACAAAUUCAGCUGGUAGUAUCCUGCAGUUUACCUGCCAACUGAUAGGUGGUGCAUGUGCACAGCGAACUUUUCAUCCACCUGUGAUCAGGCAC
Molecule: messenger RNA, 2032 nt
Organism: Branchiostoma belcheri (Belcher's lancelet)
Lineage: Eukaryota; Metazoa; Chordata; Leptocardii; Amphioxiformes; Branchiostomatidae
Product: FAST kinase domain-containing protein 3, mitochondrial-like
Exons: 6
Coding region: 1-1956 (651 amino acids)
Biological process (GO): regulation of mitochondrial mRNA stability; mitochondrial RNA processing
Cellular component (GO): ribonucleoprotein granule; mitochondrial matrix
Molecular function (GO): RNA binding
Source: RefSeq, a predicted model, not a curated record